AUGGGUGGUAUGCAGGAAAGAAUUACAACAACAAAAAAAGGGUCUAUUACUUCUGUGCAAGCUGUAUAUGUACCUGCUGAUGAUUUAACAGAUCCAGCUCCAGCCACCACAUUCAGGCAUAAAAAUAUUUAUUUAUUUACUAUGACAUUUCAUUUAGAUGCAACCACUGUAUUGUCACGUUCCAUUGCAGAGUUGGGUAUUUACCCAGCUGUAGAUCCGCUUGAUUCAAAAUCACGUCUAUUGGAUCCUAGAGUAGUAGGUGAAGAACAUUAUAGAGUUGCCACAGAUGUACAAAAAAUACUUCAAGAUUAUAAAUCUUUACAAGAUAUCAUUGCAAUUUUGGGUAUGGACGAAUUGUCAGAAGAAGAUAAGCAAACUGUCGAACGUGCAAGAAAAAUUCAAAGAUUCUUGAGUCAACCAUUUGCUGUUGCACAAGUUUUCACUGGUUAUGAAGGGCGUCUUGUUAAAUUAAAAGACACCAUUCGUUCAUUCAAAGAAAUUUUAGAAGGAAAAUGCGAUGAUUUACCUGAAGCUGCUUUUUAUAUGGUCGGUGAUAUUGAUGAUGCAAGGAAGAAAGGAGAAGAUAUUGCAAGAGAAAUGGCUAAUCAAUAA
This is a messenger RNA of Entrophospora sp. SA101, 612 nucleotides long. NCBI's taxonomy places the organism in Eukaryota, Fungi, Glomeromycota, Glomeromycetes, Entrophosporales, Entrophosporaceae. The record is from the annotation of a GenBank genome assembly.